This is a messenger RNA of Salvia miltiorrhiza (redroot sage), 2427 nucleotides long. RefSeq names its product protein FAR1-RELATED SEQUENCE 5-like. Bases 220 to 2427 code for a protein of 735 amino acids. Lineage: Eukaryota; Viridiplantae; Streptophyta; Magnoliopsida; Lamiales; Lamiaceae. Gene Ontology annotation, biological process: DNA transposition; regulation of DNA-templated transcription. Gene Ontology annotation, molecular function: transposase activity; zinc ion binding; DNA binding. The record is from RefSeq and is a predicted model, not a curated record. The transcript has 3 exons.
GGCACAAGCAAUUUUCGGCCAGCAUGUUUUAAGGGAAACAAAUCUUAAUUUAUCUAUUUUUAUUUGGUAAGAUUUGAUUCUCAAUAUCCAUUCCAAUCUCUUCUACCGUAAAUUCUUUUAACGUAAAUUCUUCUUCUGUAAAAUCUUAUAUUCUAAAAACACUUCAUCUCCGUAUUAUACCAAAAACCUGUAAGUCUGGGAAGCUUCAAGUCGGCGGCCAUGGAGGAUUUAGAAUAUCCGGCGUCUUUAGAAGAUGAAACAAUUGAACUUGUAUUUCCGGAAUGUGAUGCUAAAAGCAAACCGUUUGAGGGGCAGAUAUUUCCAAAUCUACAAUUAGCAUGUCAGUUCUACAAAGACUAUGCAAAACUAUGCGGCUUUGCAGCCAGAAAAAGUACAAGCACAAAAGUUGAUGGUACAAUUGUAACAUACUAUAUGUUAUGCAAUAGAGAAGGCCAUCCUCCUGUACCAGAUGUGUUGUUGAUGCCUGAAAGUGGAAGUUCAAUAAAAAAGCGUAAGAAAACAUCAUGCAAGGUGAAGUGCAUGGCACGAAUUAUUUUUCAAUAUUUGGAUUUGGGUGUAUAUAAGGUUCGUACGUUCAACGAGGGUCAUAACCACACCAUGGUUCCUACUGUAUCUCGACACCUUAUGCCCGUCAACCGGACUGUUACUCCCGUCCAUCAGAUGUGGAUUACUUCUGCCAUUAAAGCACGUAUUGGUCCUAUGAGAUCUUUUCGCAUGUACAGAGAGAUUAUGGAUAAAUAUGAAGACAUUGGAUGCACUAGUGAUGAUUUCAAAAAUUUUGCUCAUGAGCUCUAUGUUUACGCACUUGAUUCAGAUGCUCACAUGAUUUUAGAAACAUUCAAGAAUAAAAAAGAGUUAGGCAAUGGCUUCCAAUAUUUUUACGAGGUAGACGAUGAGAACAGGCUGAUUCGGUUGAUUUGGACCGACGAAACAUCUAUCAGAAACUACAAAUUAUUUGGUGAAGCCGUGUCCUUUGAUGCAACAUACAAUACCAACAGGUAUAAAUUGAUCUUCACACCGUUCACCGGUAGGGAUAACCAUGGCAAGUGUUUGUCAUUUGGUGCAGCCAUUAUAUCUCGAGAAGACGUUGAUUCUUAUUCUUGGGUUUUAGAGAAGUUUGUGGAAUGCGUGGGAAAUGCCCCACCACUAUUAAUAACUGAUCAAGAUCCAGGGCUGAAAAAGGCUGUUGCGGCUGUGUGGCCUGAAACACGUCACAGAUACUGCAUGUGGCAUAUUACAAUCAAGGUGGCUGAGAAGUUGCCGUCAAGAUUGAGGGAUAGCACCGAUUUCAAGACCAAGUUUGGGAAAAUUGUGUGGACUGAUUUGGUUGAGCCUUAUUUUUUUGAGGAGAGUUGGAAGAAUCUUAUGGAUGAAUACGACUUGUUGGAUAAUAGAUGGUUUUCAGAUAUGUUUGAGGAUCGUUCACACUGGAUCCCGACAUAUUUUAGAGAUGUGAGUAUGAGUGGAUUAUUCAGAACGACAUUGUUGUCAGAGAGCGAGAAUAGCUACUUUAAACGGUUUCUUAACAAGAACGGAAAUAUUAUGAUGUUGUACAUGCACUAUUGCAGUGCAUUGGAGGCUCAACGUCAUAAUUAUCAUAAGAUUACUCUUGCUGAUGAGACUGGCGUUCUACCCUUGAAGACGAGCCUUAAAAUAGAGAAGCAUGCUUCAUCUAUAUACACCAACAACAUAUUCAAGGAGGUACAAGAAGAGAUAUAUGCUUCUCAAUCCUAUUGCAGCAUGUAUAAGAUGGAGGAUCAAGCCGAUGAGAGCAUAUAUACUGUGCAUGACAAUGUUGAUGGCAAAUUUGUGGUGCGACACAGACUGGAUGACAGUUAUUCAUUUUGUAACUGCAACCUGUUCGUCAGAAAAGGUAUUCUGUGCAAACACAUUUUUCUUGCUUUUCGCACAUUGCAAGUGGAUAGAAUUCCUGAUAAAUACAUAUCAAUUCGCUGGAGCAAGUUUAGAAUUUUGUCGGCCAUGGUUCCUGGACUUGAGCUCGGUAGUGCCCCUAGCCAAAAAUCUGUUAUUGGUAACAAUCAGUUUUUCAAUGUUCUUUGCAAUUGUGUUGGGUAUGUCGGUGACAAUCAAGAGCUACGUGAAGAACUACUUGCAGCCCUGAUUGAAGUGGAAAAAAGAUUUUCAAAGGAGGGCAGUAUAGAGUCUAAGAUCGAAGCUAAGCAUAGGCUUUUCAAUGAUUUUUAUGGUAUUGCACCACCUGAAACACCAUCUGUUUUACCUCCGCUCAUAGCCAAAACCAAAGGGAGUGGCACUGGUGGAAGAAGAAAAUCAAACCAAGAGAAGGCCAUGGUUCUUGCUCAGAAGCCAAUGCGUAAUUGCAAGAAGUGCAAUACGAUGGGGCAUCAUGAUUCAAGGAAUUGCCCAACAAAAAAGACUUUGCAUUGA